UGCUCUAUGCCCAGAUCUCUGUGGCUGGGCUGCUCCAGCCUGGCGGACAGCAUGCCCUCGCUGCGAUGCCUGUAUAACCCAGGGACUGGCGCACUCCCAGCUUUCCAGAAUUCCUCUGAGAGAGAAGACUGUAAUAAUGAUGAGCCCCCUAGGAAGAUCAUUCCUGAGAAGAAUUCACUUAGACAGACCUACAACAGCUGUGCCAGACUGUGCUUAAACCAGGAAACGGUAUGUCUAGGAAGCACUGCUAUGAAGACUGAAAAUUGUGUGGCCAAAACAAAACUUGCCAAUGGCACUUCCAGUAUGAUUGUGCCGAAGCAAAGAAAACUGUCUGCAAGCUAUGAGAAGGAGAAGGAACUCUGCGUCAAGUAUUUUGAACAGUGGUCCGAGUCUGACCAGGUGGAGUUUGUGGAGCACCUCAUCUCCCAGAUGUGUCACUACCAGCACGGACAUAUAAACUCAUACCUCAAGCCCAUGUUACAGCGGGACUUCAUCACUGCACUGCCAGCUCGGGGAUUGGAUCACAUCGCUGAGAACAUUCUGUCAUACCUGGAUGCCAAAUCGUUGUGUGCUGCUGAGCUGGUGUGCAAGGAGUGGUACCGGGUGACGUCAGACGGCAUGCUGUGGAAGAAGCUCAUCGAGAGAAUGGUCAGGACAGACUCCCUGUGGAGGGGCUUGUCAGAGAGGAGAGGAUGGGGACAAUAUCUAUUUAAAAAUAAACCUCCUGAUGGGACUGCACCACCCAACUCCUUCUACAGAGCACUUUACCCCAAAAUUAUACAGGACAUAGAGACAAUAGAGUCGAACUGGCGGUGUGGAAGGCACAGUUUACAGAGGAUCCACUGCCGAAGUGAGACAAGCAAAGGGGUUUAUUGUUUACAGUAUGAUGAUCAGAAGAUAGUAAGUGGCCUACGAGACAAUACUAUUAAGAUCUGGGAUAAGAAUACGUUGGAAUGCAAGCGAAUUCUCACUGGACACACGGGUUCUGUCCUGUGCCUCCAAUACGAUGAACGGGUGAUCAUUACUGGAUCUUCGGACUCGACAGUCAGGGUGUGGGACGUGAAUGCAGGCGAGAUGCUGAAUACACUGAUUCACCACUGUGAAGCAGUACUGCACCUCCGCUUCAAUAACGGCAUGAUGGUGACGUGUUCCAAAGACCGAUCCAUUGCUGUGUGGGACAUGGCUUCACCAACAGACAUCACCCUGAGGAGGGUGCUAGUAGGGCACCGAGCUGCUGUCAAUGUAGUGGACUUUGAUGACAAGUACAUUGUAUCAGCAUCAGGUGACAGAACUAUAAAGGUAUGGAACACUAGUACCUGCGAAUUUGUGCGCACCUUAAAUGGCCACAAACGAGGCAUUGCAUGUCUGCAGUACAGAGACAGGCUAGUAGUGAGCGGCUCUUCAGAUAAUACUAUCAGGCUGUGGGAUAUCGAGUGUGGGGCAUGUUUACGAGUACUGGAAGGCCAUGAAGAGUUGGUGAGAUGCAUACGCUUUGAUAACAAGAGGAUAGUCAGUGGGGCAUAUGAUGGGAAAAUUAAAGUAUGGGAUCUUGUGGCUGCUUUGGACCCUCGUGCCCCAGCAGGGACCCUCUGCUUGCGAACCCUUGUGGAGCAUUCUGGAAGAGUCUUUCGACUUCAGUUUGACGAGUUCCAGAUUGUCAGCAGCUCACAUGAUGACACCAUCCUCAUCUGGGAUUUUCUGAAUGACCCAGCUGCCCAAGCAGAAUCCACUCGUUCCCCGUCCAGAACAUACACCUACAUCUCAAGAUAAAUAACACUACACUGUACCUCACACUUGCACAGGACUCAUUUAAGCUGCAGUAUUUAAAUUAUCUGCCAAUGCCAGGACAAAAGAACUAUCCACGUAACCAAUACUUGCUGAAGAGAGAGGCUCUCAGACUUGUUUCUGGAACAAAGUUGGCAUGCGGUUGAUCUCAGACAGGGUCUACUCAGCGCGGCUGACUGCUGAAGUGCUGCUAUAUCAGAAGAUUACUUUUAUCUUUCAUGAACAGUUAACAUUUUUAAACCUUCCCA
Charadrius vociferus (killdeer) is the source of this 2033-nucleotide messenger RNA. It is a transcript of the gene BTRC, whose product is annotated as beta-transducin repeat containing E3 ubiquitin protein ligase. NCBI's taxonomy places the organism in Eukaryota, Metazoa, Chordata, Aves, Charadriiformes, Charadriidae. The coding region runs from base 7 to 1770 and encodes 587 amino acids. Gene Ontology annotation, molecular function: protein dimerization activity. The record is from RefSeq and is a predicted model, not a curated record. The transcript is spliced from 14 exons.